AUGUGGUUAAGCGCACUGUUGCUUCUGGCGCUCGGCGCCACGGCGCGCGCGCAGGACAGGACCCGGGAGCAUGUCGCGCUCUGCGACUGCAGGAACGGCGCGGACGUGGUUUCCUCCCAGAUGGCAUACUACCUGGGAGAGCCCGACUCCACGCCCGUGGACGUCGCGACCGUUCCCAACACUCCCAACGGACAGGCGAGGGUGUGGCCCAGCGCGACGACGUCGGCCUUUUUCACGCUCACAAAUGUCACCUUCACGGCGAAGCUGGGCCCGCAGGUCGAGGUUGGUGCUUUUGCGGGCACGGGGACCAACGGCUGGCCGGCACCGUUCAACUGCUGGUUCAGACCGACUCAGAAGCUUUACGUAUACGACGGGUGGGAGUGUGCCAUGGUGUACGACUGCUCGCAUGAUGCUGCAAAUUCUACUACGCCCUCCACAACAACUGGCGCAACGACAGGCAGACCAACUCGCUCCGCUACGCAAACAGACUCCUCUGGCAUCUCUACCCCUGCCCUGAUUGGCGUCGCCGUGGGAUCGGGUGUGGUGGCGAUAAUAGUCAUUGGUGCCGUUGGCUUCGUGUGCGUGCACCGUCGGCGGGCCCGUGAAGCCAGGAGGCAGUUGGAAGAGCAGCGGCUGCAGUCGCCACCAAAAUCACCAUACGGCGGCGUAUUCGACGCCGAGGGCAGGUGGCAUCAAACUGUGAAGCCCGGGCCGCCGCAGGAAAUGGACGGUCAAUACCGAGGCCUCGAGGUCCACGCCGGCCCGACUGGUGGCUACAGGGAGAUUGACUCGAGGGCGGUGAAAGCCGAGGUUUCAGGGAAUCGACCACAUAGCAGCUUGUACCGGGGUUGA
This is a messenger RNA of Pyricularia pennisetigena, 852 nucleotides long. RefSeq lists its product as uncharacterized. Bases 1 to 852 code for a protein of 283 amino acids. Lineage: Eukaryota; Fungi; Ascomycota; Sordariomycetes; Magnaporthales; Pyriculariaceae. The transcript is spliced from 2 exons. The record is from RefSeq and is a predicted model, not a curated record.